GACGAGAGUGAUGGAGCUACUUCCAUUCCAUAACGAAGAAGCUCAACCUCCCAAAUCCGAACUUGAGAGCCGCUGUGGAACUCAGGUCUCCAAUGUGUAGAGGUAGCCUGAUUGGUGGGUAACAACAAUUACUCGUGGUAGCUCCCAUUGCAGCAGGUCUCAACUGCAUGUUGGGUUCUUUCCUAAGAAAACAAGAUGGCUGCGUCUGCCUCCCUUAAAGAUCUAUCUAAGGCUAUUACUGCCUUCGUUCAGUCGCCGCAACUACCACUUCCAGACGACCUCAACGAGGUUAUCACAGCCUACCUCGAAAAGCACGACAGACUCGACGACUCUGCUUCCGAGCGCCUGAACAACGAGCUGAUAUCGAUAUAUCAAAAAUAUGUGGCCGACCGUCCCAAAAAAUAUGCCGCCUUUCUUGUCCUCCUGCGGCCCUUGAGGCCGGCGAUACGUACGUCAGCGAGAGUGGUGCAAUGGUGGGAUCGGCUCAUAGAGCCGGUUCUAGAGACUAUGAGCCAUGAGAGAGGCUUAGCUAAGGAGGCCCUCAUCAACAUUCAUCAGCUCUUGGCCUUUGAAGAGGAGGAAUUUGCCAGCUCAAACGACGGUGGGCCGAAUGUGUUUGUUGAUCGUCUCCUGAGGAGAUGGAUGCAGCUACACGAGAUGGCUCAGCUCGGCGGCAACUCUCUGAUUGAGUUGAACGAGACCGUGGUUCGAGAGGCAUUGACUGCAUUUGGCAAGAAAGAUCCAAAGAGUUUCAUGACGGCGUUAGAUGGCUUCUUCGUCAAGAGAGAGUACCGUAACCGCUCGCUGCAUUUGCUAUGCCAGUUCAUCCAGAGCGAACCCCCUCACCUCCAUCUGAUUCUCCAGACCCCGCUCUUUGGAACCCUUCUGCAGUCUCUCCAGCAUGAUGACUCUACGUCAACAGUCUCCCUCGCCCUAGCCAGUCUCAGUCUCCUGUUACCCAACAUGCCUAGUUCCCUCGUCCCAUUCCUCCCAACACUGUUCAACAUCUAUGCCCGUCUCCUCUUCUGGGAUCGGGACAGGUCAUUUGCCCAGGAACACACCGGGUGGGGGCCAGAGAGCCCACCUCCCACUGGAGUUGGUGUAGUUUGGGAAAAGUCCUUCUUCGAUCACGAUUUGGAUGGCAACUCGAUCCCCUACCUUUCACAGUACUUCACCAUCCUUUACGGAUUAUAUCCGAUCAACUUUGUCGAUUAUAUCAGGAAACCACAGAGAUACCUGCGCCAUGCGAACAAUGAUGAUGACAUUGAUGUGCAGGCGACGGAGAUACGGGACCGGUCGGAGCGAUUCAGGCAGCGCCAUACCCUGCAUCCCAACUUCUACAGCUUAACAAUAGAGUCCGAGAAGACGGAUCUCAGCCGGUGGAUCAAGAGCGAGGCUGCGGAGGUAGUCGUCGAAUGCAUGGCUCUUUGCACGGACUGGGAUGCCAGUACAGAUCCCCACCACAAUGCCACCCCGGAUCCAGGAUUCGCCAGUCCGUUGCCGAAUGAGGCGGCUGACAAGGACAGUCUGGACCCUCCCUUACUGAGCAGAUCAGUCGGGGAAGCACCUUCGGCGGACGAUUCUCAGUCGGGCCAUCUGCGACGAAAUAUUUCGGGUGUAGGAUCGUCAAUCGGCGGAAGAAUAGGCAGUUCGGACGUUAUGCGCAGAAGCUCCCAAUCUAGCCACCUGUCAACAGGAGAAUCUGUGGAGAACAGGCCCCGUGAGAUAGGAAGUGACAGCCCUACUCUUCCUCCGCAAUUGGCCACCUCGUCGUCGAACACACAGUUGCAGGACAUGAUGCACUCGAAUAAGGUUAUCAAGUCUGGACUUCAUCAAUCGCAUGCCAAUGAUAGUGUCGUGUCAUUGGCCUUGAGUCACCAAGAUGCCAACCCGGAAAGGCAAUUUUUACAACUGCAAUCCCUUUCGCAGCCUGUGAACUCGCCGGAUUUGCUUGAGAUGAGAAGCCAGGUGGCACUGCUCCACCGUCAGAAUCUCAUCUUGCAGAUCGAUCUCAACUUCGAGCGUUACAUGAAGCAGCAGCACAUCGGUUACGUUGGAGAGCUGCGUCGGAGACAGGUUCGGGAGGCUGCAACCGAAGCCGAGACCCAAAACCUGAUCAUGGUGAACCGAAACAUGAAGCACCGGCUGGAAGAGGCCAAGAAGGCCGAGUUGCAGGUCAAGAAGGAGUCGGACAUUCGCCGAAAGAUGAGCAGUAAGUGGGAGGCGGAUCUAACGGCCAAGUUGAAGACACUUCGGGAAGAGCAGAAGAGGUGGAUAGCCGAGCAGUCGGUUCUGAAGCACGACUUGGAAGGCGCUCGUGACGAAUGCGAAAGUCUACGGAAGCUCAUCCUAGACGCCGAAGAAGCUAGGCUGAAGUCGAAACAGGACUCCGAGGCUAUGGAUAUAACCGCCGAGGAGCUUGCGAGGCUGCGGGCUGAGAUAGCACGAUUGUCAACCUCCGAACGCCGAUAUCAAGGCAAGGAGGCGCAGAUGCAAAGUGCAAUCCAAGAAGGCACCGAGGCAGAUGCCAGAGCGGAGAUGCUCUCGAUCAAACUGGCGACACAGGAGAACCAAUUGAAGCAGGCCAAGGACGCUUACGAGUCGCAGAUCGCGGCCCUCAACAAACAGCUGGCACAAGAUAUCGAGGGUCGUCAGAGCACCCGAGACAGCAAUGCUAGCGUCGUGUUCGAGAGUGCCCUUGCCGCCAGCCGAGCCAAGCAGGCGGAGAUGCAGAAACAGUUCAGCAUGCUGAUGAGAAAGUACACUCUUCUCCAGUCUUCCCUUUUGGAUAUGCAAGUUGGCCCAAAUGCCGAUGUCACCCGAAUUGCCGAGAGCUCGGGGGUGACUAGGGGCAGACCCCACCGCGGGUUCUCUGAUCCUGAGGCGUUCGAAGCGGCGUCGUACAGAGCGACACCGCCGCUCGAGCCAGUAUCGACCUCAGCAGGUGCUGGGGUUGCCUUCCUCGGGCCGUCGACUCCGCCAACUUCCGGACCCUCUGAUCCAAUCCCUGCUGCCCGGACGAGCCCUCAGAGUGAGAGAUACCAUGGCAGAGGAGGCGCUCAGAAUGCGGCCCGCAAGGACCGUAAAGACGGAAGCAAGAAAGAAGAGAAACCGGACAAGAAGGACAAGAAACCGGGCGGCAUCCGGGGACUCAGGGGUUUUGUAUGAUAUGGGGGAUGUAUAUCUCGAGAUACAAAGAGUACGGGGAGGUAACCGGGGGGCAGUUACCUACCCGUACUCUUUUGUGGCUUUAUUUAUCUACCUACCUAUGGUGGGUAGUAGGGAGUUGGGGACUAUCAUCGGGGAAGGAUGGGCUACCCCGCUUCGUCUUUUUCAGACGAAGAAAACAGAAAACAAAAUGCUGGAGUAACCAGGUAUUGUGGCUUCCUUAAGACGGUCCAAUAUGGUGUGGCUUUCCUAUGCCAACCAAGGAGCCUACGGGAGGGUUGGAAAAACAGGAGGGGUUCGUCCUGGACCGGGUAUUGUCGCUGGUUGAUCGACAGAUCCUUGUUAGUUGCCUGUCGGGCCCAGCCACAAGAUAAAGUACCCCUGUCAGACCUCGCGUUUCUCGGCCCCGCUCUUCGCCCAAUCAGUUUGGUUGGUGAUGUUGCCCAC
Messenger RNA from Phialemonium atrogriseum, 3615 nucleotides. RefSeq names its product Hamartin protein-domain-containing protein. Gene Ontology annotation, biological process: regulation of cell cycle; negative regulation of TOR signaling. The transcript is spliced from 4 exons. Lineage: Eukaryota; Fungi; Ascomycota; Sordariomycetes; Cephalothecales; Cephalothecaceae. The coding region runs from base 196 to 3168 and encodes 990 amino acids. The record is from RefSeq and is a predicted model, not a curated record. Gene Ontology annotation, cellular component: TSC1-TSC2 complex.